CACGAAUUUAGCUAAACAAGGAAUCAAUUUGCAAUCAUAUAUUGUAUAAUUUACCGAUUGAUUCAUAUGUUCUAUAAUCUGUCCAUAAUGUAAUCUGAAUAUUUUACUCGCUUAUUUUUUCAAACAGAAAAUAAUUUAUUUGGUUGCUUAGAUUUUCUUUUUGUUCUGGCAAGGCAUAAGAUACGGUUAAUUAUCCUAAGCUAAAAAAAAACUUUUAAAAAUUUUACCUUCCCGGGAGGUUAUUUCAUACGGUCGUAUGUUCUCGGUUGAUAAGCCGGCUUUUGCCGGUCUAAGUGAACCUAAGUGAAAUUCUUAAUCGGCACGAAAUCGAAUUCACUUUUCAUCUAAACCCCUUAAAAUCUCACGGUGGUCAUGUGUGAGGUAUCGUAUGGGCUCACCAUUGAUUGCUAGUAGAGUGCUCUUAUGCAAAGUAAUUAGAAGCAAUAGAUUUUUAAUUUAAUUUAACACAUACAAUUAACUGAUAAGUACGCAUAAAUCAUAUGUUAGUUAUCUGUUUUACCGAUUUUAUUAAACAAAGAAGAGAUGUUCUUUCCUUCUUUUUGUUCUGUUUUUCCACUAAAUGAAACGUUCAAUAAAACCGCAUCACGUCUUUAAUAACCAAAGAUGUUUUUAAGACGCUUGUUUUCAUCAUUCGUUGAACCUCAACCAAGUGAUUUGAUUGGUUACAUACAACAAACACCACAAGUUUUAAAUCAAAGUUUUAAUAGCUCUACCGCCGGACUAGAGAGCUUGGCCUGGCUGCACAAUGUGGCACCUUGUUUCCCGUUAAGAAAUGAUCAAAUUCAGGUCAUACAAGAGCCGACACAUUUUUACGAUACCCUGGUGGAAAGAAUCUCAAUAGCGAAAAAUCGUAUCUUCUUGGCUAGUCUAUAUUUGGGUACAGGACAAUUGGAAAGUAAUUUCGUACAGAUACUUAGAAAAAGCUUGCAACAACAAUCAACGUUAAAAGUGAAUGUACUUUUGGAUUUUACGCGCGGUACUCGUGGAGAAAUAAAUUCCAAGACAAUGCUUAUGCCAUUAGUGAAAGAUUUCGGUGAGCAAAUGCAAUUAAGUCUGUAUCACACCCCUAAUCUAAGGGGCAUGACUAAACGUUGGAUACCUCCACGUUGGAAUGAGCUAUUAGGUUUGCAGCAUAUGAAAAUAUAUUUAUUCGACGAUGCUGUACUUAUAUCAGGAGCCAACCUGUCGAAUGAUUAUUUUACAAAUCGACAAGAUCGUUAUAUACUUAUUGAAGAUAAGGCUUUAGCGGAUUUCUAUGCAGAGUUCAUUUCCCGUGUGCAAGAAUUUAGUUUGGCAGUGCGUAAAGAUUCUGAGGUGGGUUUGCACCACAAAUGGAAAAUUUUACCAUACGAAGGCACAAAAGAAGAAUUCACGGAAAAAGCUAAGCAACGAAUCAUGGACUUAAUGCAAGAUGCCUAUAAAAAUCAGCAGAAAGCUUUAUCUAAUUGUGUAAAAGCUGACACGUGGAUAUUCCCAUUAAUAGAAAUGGGGCAAAUUGGGAUACAUCACGACAGCGUUGUGACGAAAAGACUGCUAUCGAACUGUGUGGCUGGUUCUCGUUUAAAACUAGCAACAGGCUAUUUUAAUUUAACCCAAGAAUACAUGGAUACCUUAACUCAUAAAUGUCUAGCGAAAUGUUCGAUAUUAAUGGCGCAUCCUAAUGCUAAUGGUUUUCAAGGAGCUCGAGGGCCAGCUGGCAGUAUUCCUACCGCUUAUUCUUUAAUAGCAAAAAGUUUCUAUGAAAGUUUGGUGCGUGGUCAACAAAAUCAUCGCGUCAACUUUUUCGAAUAUGAAAAACCGGGUUGGACUUAUCACGCGAAAGGGUUGUGGUAUUAUUUGCCCUGUUGUUCAUUGCCUAAUUUAACUUUAAUCGGUUCGUCGAAUUUCGGUGAGCGUUCCGUCAAUCGAGAUUUGGAGACACAAAUUUGUUUAAUAACGACUAGUCAGGAUCUAAGCGAACGUUUGCAAGCCGAAAACGAACGUCUUUUCAGUCUUUCCUCUACGGCUGAGCGUCAAAUAACCACUCGACCUGUUCCAACAUGGGUGCAGGCUGUGGUGAGAAUAUUUCGAAAUUUCUUUUGAAUGUUCCUUCUAAACAGGCUUAAAUAAGACAGUUUUAAAUUUAAGUGCGAAAUGAAGGGUUAAUCGCCAUUUCUUGCUGUAAUAUAUAUAUAUAUGUAUAUUUCCGUAUACCUACCAUUUUUUGUGUUUUGUGCCAUUAGUUAUAGUGCCUUUUUUUGUGAAUAACUUGAUUUGAUGCCAAAUGGAGUAUGUGAAACAGUUUUAUGUACUUCCAUUAAAUUUUGUGUUUUCGAAGCUAUUGUAGUUUUUCAUAAACGGUAUAAAUUUUAGCAGAUCUUUACUUUGUUCUUUAAUUAAAUGCAGAAAAAUGUUGGAAAUUGGUAUUAUAAAUAAUAAGAUGUAGAAGCUGUCAUGGGAGAGUUAAAUUUUUGCAACACAUGUUUUUUUUGCAAGGGUUUUCUCUGAAAUAUUGAAGUUGUUUAUAAAUACUCUCAAUAGUGAAUUAAGUAAACGUGGGCUACAUUACAAUUAAAAGUCUUGUACGCACAUUUUUAUAUAAACGCACAUUCUUAGUUAAAGUAUAAACUUUAAGGAUAUUUAAAAAAGCAAAUUGAAUUUUAUAUCAUCAGUAUAAUCGGGUCAUACAUCUUCACGUUAAUAUAAACUUUUAAUGAAUGCUAAACUGCACUGAACAAACUUCACAUUAAAAGAUGCGUUUACCUAUACAUUUAUGUCCAAAAACAAAAGUAUUUUAAUAUUGUAAACCCAAAUGCAAUUUGAAACUUUUAAAACACAUCGAAUAUAUAAUGUAUAAUAUCUGAAAUCAUAAUUUUUACUGUUUGUCGGCAAUUUACUGCUAACGGUGCUAGCUGUAAAUAACAUGGAAAAAUCAUACUAAUAGCACAUUCAGCAGGAAAUGAAAACCCACUCGAUGAGAGCAAGCAAAAAAUUAUUUGAAAUAAACUUUGUUUCUUUUUUUCUAUAAGGUUUAAAAGCUGUCAUCGUGAAAACAGAAAGUAUAAAGGUAUUGUUAAAUCAUUAUCUGUAUUUACAUUGAUCAAUUCAAAAUACAUCUUCAAAAUAUGUUUAUAAUGAAUAAAAUGAUUUGACAAAUCUAAAUUAUCCCACCUUAUAUGUGUGCUUGCAUAAAGAAAUAUGAUAAUGACAAUAGGAAAUACAAUAUAUCGGAAUAUCUUGUAAUGUAUGCACAUGUCUAUAUGGUGGCAAACCGAAUUCAUACACACAUAAAAGAUUGGCUUUAACAAUUGUUUGUUCACCUCAGAAAAUUUCUUUUUAGUUUUUUUUUGUUUUUCGCUAGUUGUGAAAAAUUGCGAUUUAAAAAUAGCAAGGGCGUUAUGUACAAAAUGCAGCAUUUUUAUAUGAUCUAACUUUUUAAUUCCCAAAAAUGAAAACAUAGGGAUAGAAUAGCUAACUUUGGCAACUACAGUAUGUGACAACUUAG
Messenger RNA from Glossina fuscipes, 3505 nucleotides. RefSeq names its product CDP-diacylglycerol--glycerol-3-phosphate 3-phosphatidyltransferase, mitochondrial (gene PGS1). Gene Ontology annotation, cellular component: mitochondrion. The coding region runs from base 625 to 2103 and encodes 492 amino acids. Gene Ontology annotation, molecular function: CDP-diacylglycerol-glycerol-3-phosphate 3-phosphatidyltransferase activity. NCBI's taxonomy places the organism in Eukaryota, Metazoa, Arthropoda, Insecta, Diptera, Glossinidae. Gene Ontology annotation, biological process: cardiolipin biosynthetic process. The transcript is spliced from 3 exons. The record is from RefSeq and is a predicted model, not a curated record.